ACUUGAAGGAGGAGCUGUUAAAGAGAUGAACCAUAUCUUGACAGUACUUUAUGUAGAAAAAAUACAAAUCUAAAAACGUGUUUAAAACACAAAAACCAAAAGUCUUUACAAUAAUGUCCUUGACAUCAGAAUCCUUCUUUCAAAAGGAAUUUGGAUCAAAAGACCUUGACAACGGGUCUCAGUCUCAUUUAUAGUUUGAUGAAAAUGUAGAUUUAGAAGCUUGUUGUUCAAAGCUGUGAACAAACAUGAGGAAGUAGAAAAAAACCUGAAGUGACUUGAAGGAGGAAAUACUAACCACAGGAAAUUGAUGUAUUUCUGUCCAGAGUGUUGUUGGCUUCAGCCUCUGACAGAAAAGACUGAGACAAGAAGAGACAGAGAAGAGCAGAGGAGAGAACAAUGUUUGACUUCACAUCACUUCACUUCCCUCUGUUUCUGACAUGGAUGCUCACAUUUACAGACGCUCAAACAUUCAGACAGAAGACUGUUGGAGUUGGAGAUGAAGUCACUUUGAAAUGUGAAAAUGGAAAUGAUUUCAAUGAUGGAUGUUCCAGAAUCACCUGGCUGUACACUAAUUCAGGAAAAACAUUUUCCCCGUUUGAACACGGGAAGAUUCACAAAGAUGUUGGAUCUAAAUCAGACAGACUGAGUCUUACAGAGAAAUGUUCUCUGGUGAUAAAGAAGAUCACAGAUGAAGAUGCUGGAAUUUACAACUGCAGACAGUUCAACACAUCAGGACACAUGGUGACCGAGUUUCAGGUUGGACUGAACGUUAUAAAGAAAAAUGAUGUCAGAUCAACUAGAAAAACACUUAAACCAACAUCCAAACCAUCUUCUGCAUCAACAUCUGCAGAUGAAUCCACAACAACCGCAGAAUCCAUUCAGUCUACAUCCAAACCAUCAGCUGCAACAGAUCAUCUCUCUAAAACAGGUGUUUGGUGGAGGAUCAUCUAUGUUCCUGUGGGUUUAGCAACACUCUCAGUCAUCACUGCAUCAGUCUGCAUAUGGACCAGAACACAAGGAGCAGAAUGAUGAAUUGAAGACCUGCCUGCUUCUCCUUGACUCCAUUGAUGACCACAUUUUAAAGUUAUCUUCUACUUUUACCACCAAAUGAUGGAAGACCAGCUUUAGAUCAUGACAGAAAUCAUUUCAGAGGAGAAAUUGUUUUUAAAUUCUUUUUUCUAAAGAAACUUAAGUCAAUAUUUUCAGACUUUCUUUAAAAUAAGCGGGACAUCAUUUCUACGUGAUUAUUUCAUGUUGAUUUUUACUCAACAUGAAAUAAGUCAGUUCAGAAAUCUCUGACUCACCUAAAAAGAGAGAAAUUAUCAUCUCAAUCUGUACAGAGAGUUACAAUAUUUCAAACAAACAGUAAAGAAUGUGGAUUAUUUUUUAAUUCUUCAAUCUGUAUGAUUUAAUUUCCCACUUUAGUGCUUCUUGAUCCUUUAAAGAAUUACACUGACCAAAAAUA
Molecule: messenger RNA, 1465 nt
Organism: Oryzias latipes (Japanese medaka)
Lineage: Eukaryota; Metazoa; Chordata; Actinopteri; Beloniformes; Adrianichthyidae
Source: RefSeq, a predicted model, not a curated record